AUGGCGGCUUUGGUCAAGUACGCCAACUCUGAUAGUACCAAGGAUCCCAAGUCUGAUGAGGAUAAGAUAGGGAAGGGAAAGAAGAACGGCAAUGCCAAGGGUCAUCAGCAUAACCCAGCGAAUCAGGGAGGCAAUAAACGUAAGGCUGACGGUAGCCUGGAGUUUGUGGCCAACAGCAAUGCACAGGGUAACAAUCAACGACGUAAGGGGAGACCACCGCCUCGGUCCGGCGGGUCAGGUCCCACUCUCGAGGAGUUGCUAAAUGAACCCUGUCCAAGGCACGGUACUCGUGAAAAGCCGGCCACUCACCUAUGGAAGGAUUGUACGAUCAUGAAGGCUUUCAAGAACUCUAACAUGUUCGACGGCAACCAUGGGCCGGGCGGCGGUUCAGGUGGCGGCGGUUUUCAUGGCCCGGGCGGCGGUUCAAAUUCCAACUUUCAAGGCUCUCAAGGAAACCAAGGUGGUUAUCAUCAACAAUCCGGCCAGGGAGGUCAGCAGCAGCAGCAGUCUGGAUAUCAGAGCAAUAGUAUCAUGUGUUCAUCACCAGUUUGUGCAAACGAGACCAGAAACUUCAUAAGAGGGCUAUGA
Aegilops tauschii subsp. strangulata is the source of this 588-nucleotide messenger RNA. Lineage: Eukaryota; Viridiplantae; Streptophyta; Magnoliopsida; Poales; Poaceae. The record is from RefSeq and is a predicted model, not a curated record.